GGGGAACGGGCGACGCGGGGUUCCCACUUGUGCGGCGACAACCUCUCUUCACUUCCACCCGGCGGAAAGCAAAGCUCUUGACCCUCACACCGUCUCCAACCCGAACCCAAAUUGCUGGAACCACUGUGCUGAAACAUCUGGAGGGGCUGUUCCUUGUCCACGCUCUCGACUCGCCCCAAUUUGUUUGCUCCCGCCCAAGUUUGCUCGCCUCCACGACAUUAGCUGUGCUGCUGCUCGCCGACCAGCCUUCCGCUCCCGCUCCCGCCAUCCAUCCAUCACACUUUUGGAACAGCCCACCGUUCUUCAAAGGUCUAAUCCUUGCACGCCUGCCUGUGCAUCAUAUCCGCCAAGCCAUUCGCAACCCCGGAACCUGCCAGCGCCCGUCUCUCUCAGUCUUAGCGACUUCCGUCGAGCAGGGGCUCUUCACAACAAUCAUGGCUGAUGUUCCAAUGCAAGUCGUCUCGGAGAACUCUGUCUCCGAGCGACGAAUCAAUCCGGCCUGGACCAUUGGCACCCUCAAGACGCGCCUCGAGCCCAUUACUGGUAUUCCCUAUGCAUGCCAACGUCUGAGUAUCAAAGCAUCUAGCGGGGCUGCCGCAGUCCCGUUGCAAGCUGAUGAUGAGGACAAUACUUUUCUCUCUAGCUUCCCCCUCGCUGUGUAUGGCGAAAUCCAUGUAGAAGAUAGCCGACCUGCUGGAGCGCGUCCCAAUUACACGGAUACGUCGGCUGUGGAUAAGUAUGUAAUGCCUGAUGAGGAGUACGAGAGAAAGACAGACUCCGUCCUAGCAUGGAAGAAGGCACAGAAGCUUGGACGAUUUGAUCCCAACGCUCCCGAGCAGGAAAAGGCGCGCUUAUCUGCUAUUGAAGACGAAGUCCGUCAACGUGGAAUCGAAGUCGGCAAAAGAUGCCGUGUUGGUGGCGACGACAGCCGCCGUGGCAUCAUCAAGUAUGUCGGCGCUGUCAACGAAAUCCCCAACGGCGCUGGACACUGGGUCGGCGUUCACCUGGAUGAGCCCGUUGGAAAGAAUGACGGUGCCAUUGCUGGUACAAGAUACUGGGGUGAAGAGUCAACUAUGAAACAUGGCGUCUUUGUACGUCCCGAGCGAGUAGAGGCAGGUGAUUACCCUGUAAUGGACAACCUCGAGGACAUGGAAGAGAUUUAAAAGUAGUGGUUUAUUUUGACACUUGCCUGACGAUUCAAAAGUUAUAUCCUAGGUUUUACACAUACAAUGAUACCAAAAUAUUAUAUAUGGGAUGAUGAAAUUUCGAACAAAUCUUUGGCCGCCUGUUUCGUAUAAUGCAGAACUGUCUUGCGCUGUGACAAAGAAAGUCUCUUUUCAAUUUGAAUCUGGGCUAUCGGCUUAUUUCUGCUGUGUAUUCCAAGAUUUCCAAAGCGAAUAGGAGAUACAGCUACUGGACUUAAUUUAUGCCGCAAAUAGUUGACGACACACAUCUUGAAGCACCGCGGCUGCCGUGG
[Torrubiella] hemipterigena is the source of this 1477-nucleotide messenger RNA. NCBI's taxonomy places the organism in Eukaryota, Fungi, Ascomycota, Sordariomycetes, Hypocreales, Clavicipitaceae. The record is from the annotation of a GenBank genome assembly.